AAAUAUUGAGUUUUGUUGAAACACCUCUUUAAAUUUGAGGAAAUAAAAGAAACAAAAUGUAUGUAUUUUCAAAAUUCAUAUAUUGAAGACUUCAAAAUUUUACAACAUCUUAUUUCGAAAAGUGUAAACAAAAUUGUGGGAUCAUGUGAUAUGUGUCGAGGCUGCCCCAUUCCAGUGCGUUACACCCAAAUUUUGCUACUAUUCACUGCCAUGGUAUUGACCUUCCAUCAGCGUAUCAAUGUUCCCGAAGUUAUCGUUGUACUCACAGCCGACAACGGCACAUACGCUCACUUUAUGCCAAAGGACUACUCGUUGUCGCCGCAUGAAAAGUCCAGCAUGUUGGGAAGUGCCUUUUGGGGUGCACUUUUGGUACAAAUACCCAGCGGUUAUAUAUGCAGCGCCUAUGGCAGUGUCAAGUUGCUGUUCAGCUGUCUCUUCUUCUCAUCACUCUUAAGCAUAGUGUUGCCGCUGAGUCUGAUUUUUGGCAAUUCCAUCACAUUUAUUUUGCUACGCGUACUACAGGGCUGCGCACAAGGCAUAUUGUUCCCCACAAUCUAUGGGCAUUUAGCCAAAUGGAGUCCGCUCAACGAACGCAGUCUGCUGGGUGGCAUCUCGCAAUCUGGCGCUGAUUUGGGCUUGGCGUUGGGUUUGAUGAAUAGCGGCUUUUUGUCCGUGACACCGUUACAUUGGCCGGCGGCAUUUUAUAUACCAGGUCUCGCCGGUCUAGUGUGGUGUAUUUUCUGGUCUAUCUUCGGCGCUGAAUCACCAUCGACUUCCAAACGUAUAUCACCUAAUGAACAGCAGCUCAUACAAUCUGUGGGCACACUCAGCAUGCAUGAGAAACGUAAGGCGGCAGUACCUUGGUGCGCCAUCGCCACAUCAGUGCCUUAUUUGGUGCUUCUCUUAAAUAAAAUCAGUCACGGCUUCUCUAUGGCGACUAUGGCGCUACAGAUACCAAUCUAUUUGAAUGGCAUGUACGCUUAUAAGAUCCAUAUAAAUGCCUUCAUAUCUGCACUGCCGUUUUUUAUUAUGCUGUCCAGCACAUAUGUGGUCAUUACGACUUCGCAUUACUUCUUGAAAGUGCGAAAAGUGCGCUUGUCGCUGGUGCGCAAGUCGUUGAAUACCAUAUCGAAUUGGGUGCCUGCCACUGCAUUGGCGACUAUGAGUAUGCUGUCCAAGGAAAAUGAGGUGGGGCAUAUUUCCUGCAUCAUUCUUAGCGUCGUCGCGUUUUCGACUUUCUCCAUUGGCAGUUCAUUGAACCAUAUCGAUCUGUCACCGAAUUUUGCUGCGCUUCUCUUUGGUAUCACCGGUACAUUUAUAAUGUUAGCGGCCAUCAUCUCACCCAUAAUUGUGGCAGAAGUCGUAAAGAAUGAGAACGAUCCCUGGCAAUGGAAUAUCAUAUUCCUCUUCACAGCCGCUUUUCUCUUCGUGACAAAUUUGUUGUACUUAUUUUUUGGUCAAAUGGUGGCGCAACCUUGGAACGAACUACAUGCGAAGGAAACGAAUGAUGUCAAUAUAGAAGAAACAUAAAAAUGAUAUUUCAUGACAAAAUAAUGCUUUUUAUUUUAUUU
This is a messenger RNA of Zeugodacus cucurbitae (melon fly), 1571 nucleotides long. RefSeq names its product sialin. Gene Ontology annotation, molecular function: transmembrane transporter activity. Bases 61 to 1530 code for a protein of 489 amino acids. The record is from RefSeq and is a predicted model, not a curated record. The transcript has 6 exons. Lineage: Eukaryota; Metazoa; Arthropoda; Insecta; Diptera; Tephritidae. Gene Ontology annotation, biological process: monoatomic anion transport; transmembrane transport. Gene Ontology annotation, cellular component: plasma membrane.